Mycena indigotica is the source of this 2220-nucleotide messenger RNA. Its product is annotated as Serine/threonine-protein phosphatase. The coding region runs from base 1 to 2220 and encodes 739 amino acids. Gene Ontology annotation, molecular function: calmodulin binding; calmodulin-dependent protein phosphatase activity. Lineage: Eukaryota; Fungi; Basidiomycota; Agaricomycetes; Agaricales; Mycenaceae. Gene Ontology annotation, cellular component: calcineurin complex; cytoplasm. The record is from RefSeq and is a predicted model, not a curated record. Gene Ontology annotation, biological process: fungal-type cell wall organization; calcineurin-mediated signaling. The transcript is spliced from 8 exons.
AUGAUGUUGAUCGCGACCGGUGACCAUCAGCGUCGCAUAUCACACCUAUCACAUCGCGUGGUCAUCGUCCCUCUCUUCCACCGUUGUCACCCGCCCCCCUGCCUGCUUAACUCCUCUCCGACACUGACCGAACGCAAGUGGCGCGAACCACUGCAAGCCUUACGGAGAAGAAGUAUGAGUGCGGAUGCUGCUCCGGCCCUACCGCCGCCGCCACCGACGAUCGAUUUCACGCAGCAUGUGCUGGAGGAUGGGACGACGAUAAGCACGCAGGAAAGAGUUAUCAAGGACGUACGUCUAUUCCAAUCUACGACGUUCCGCACAUGUCUGGCACUCACCUCGAUACGUCCCCGUCCACCUCUAUCUCCACCCCCGGUAUCCGGAUCUAACUUUGCCCAGGUCCAAGCCCCCGCGACCCACAUCCCCACACACGACGAGCUCUUCUUGCCCUCACCGGAUAGCCCCGGCGGGCGUAUACCCAACUUGGCCUUCCUCAAGAACCACUUCUACCGCGAGGGCCGCCUGAGGGAAGAGGAUGCGCUGUGGAUAAUCGAGCGUGGCACAGAGAUUCUGAGAGAGGAGCCCAAUAUGCUGGAGUUGAGCGGGACGGUGACAAUAUGUGGGGACAUACACGGGCAAUAUUACGACCUCAUGAAACUCUUCGAGUUCGGUGGCAACCCGGCGGAGACCCCUUACCUUUUCCUGGGCGAUUACGUGGAUCGAGGCUAUUUCAGCGUCGAGUGUGUGCUCUACCUCUGGGCGCUCAAGAUUGUAUAUCCGACAUCCGUUUUCCUGCUUCGUGGAAACCACGAGUGCCGCCAUCUCACGGAUUACUUCACCUUCAAGCUCGAAUGUAAACACAAGUACUCCGAGCGACUAUACGACGCCGCCACACUGUCUUUCUGCUCGCUCCCCCUCGCUGCGCUUCUGAACAAGCAAUUCCUCUGUUUGCAUGGCGGGCUCUCCCCAGAACUGGGUACGCUGGCCGACCUACGCGGCAUUGACCGCUUCCGCGAGCCUCCGACGGCCGGGUUGAUGUGUGAUAUCUUAUGGGCAGACCCGAUCGAGGACUUCGGGAAUGAGAACACCACAGGCCCUGGGGGCGAAGCGCACUUUGUCCACAAUCAUGUCCGCGGGUGUAGUUAUUUCUUCACGUACGCCGCCACUUGCGCCUUUCUGGAGCGCAACGGACUGCUUAGCGUUAUUCGGGCCCACGAGGCGCAGGACAGCGGGUACCGCAUGUAUCGCAAGACUCGCACGACAGGCUUCCCGGCCCUUAUGACGAUUUUCUCGGCACCGAACUACCUCGAUAUGUAUAACAACAAGGCGGCAGUGAUCAAGUACGAGAACAACGUGAUGAAUAUCCGUCAGUUCAACUUCUCGCCGCAUCCGUACUGGUUGCCGAAUUUCAUGGAUGUUUUUACCUGGAGCCUGCCCUUCGUCGGCGAAAAAAUUACCGACAUGCUUGUUGCGGUGCUAAACACAUGCACGAAGGAGGAACUCGAGGACGAUUCCGAGGACCUUCCAACGUCGCCCACGUCACCAGUUUCUCCGAGCAGCCCCGAGGAGCGGAAGACGGUGAUCAAGAGCAAGAUUAUGGCCGUCGGGCGUAUGGCGCGUGUGUUUGCGCUGCUGCGAGAGGAGUCAGAGAAUGUCUCAGAGCUAAAGAACAUCUCGGGGUCCGGGAAACUGCCGUAUGGCGCGCUUGCAUCGGGCUCGGAAGGCAUCAAGCUAGCAAUUAGUGGAUUUGAGGAUGCACGCAAAUCCGACAUUGAGAAUGAGCGCCUCCCACCAGAACUCGUCGACGCCGAGUCAGAAGCUGGAAGGGCGAUGAUGGCUGGUGGCGGAAGCGCCGCAUCUGGCUCGCCGGUGUCCAGCGCCCCAUCGUCGCCGCUCCUGCCUGCAACUCCGGGAGACAGCGCUCCUAUACCCGCCGUCGAGGACAAAGACGCUUCUGUGGUCGUGACGCCCGCAGCAGCAACACCGCAGUCAUCCUCCGCGCCGUCGUCCCCUGCCCCCACCGGCCCGCUUCCAACGCCGUUCCGUCGCGGACACGCUCGACAGGCGAGUCUCGGGACGACCAUGACAAGCCCAAGCACACGAAAGCGCGGGCUGGAGGACACGAUUGGAAUGAUCCAGGGAAUCUGGGAUGCGGCCACGCCGGCUGGGAAAGACAAGGAGGCAGUCGUGGGAAAAAAGGAGGCAACGGACGAGGAAAAAUAG